UUGGAUCUUGGCAUGGGCACCCUGUUGACGAACACUUCCCAAACCGCAACCAGACACUCGAGUACGGCACCCAUCGAACCAGCCAAACUUUAGAACGAUCAAUCUCUCUCACAAAACCAAAUUCACAAAACAAUCAAAGCCAACCAAGAGAAAGCAACAACCCAAACACCAACCCAAUACCAUGACUAUUACUUCUACUACCAAGACAUCAGAGAAAAGGAAUGAACUCAUUCGCUUGGAGGUCCUGGCUGAAACAAUGGAAGAGAAGCUGUAUGCCGCCAGUCUCGUUCAUGAACAUUUUCACAUGUUACGCCAAGUUCCCAGAUCGUUUUAUGGAAGUGAUGUGGUCAUUGUGUUGAGGGAGAUCCUCCAAAGGCAGGACAACAACACUCCCGUGACACGCGAUCAAGCUUUUCAAGUUGGUCGCAAGAUCGAGACCGAGUUCCAGUUCUUUUCCCACGUUGACAACUUGAACAACAACAAAAAGGAGAAGGAUGCAAAGAUUAAGAUCUUGCAAGACAACAACAAGGACUUGUACCAAUUCCACCACAACCUUCCAGUGCAAGUCUACAAGAUGAAGAAGAAGUACCCCAGUUUGUGGGACAAGGCAAAGUUCUUGGAAGCACACUUGGAUCUCAAGGCUCAACGUCAACGGGGGGCACUCACAAUGAUGAUGACAACAGUCCACAAGAAUUGCUUUGUGGCCAAAGAGGCCGUGGACUGUUGGAUGGACCACAAGUUGGUCCGAUCUCGUGGUGAAGCUGUGUACGUGAUGAACAAGUUGAUUGAGCGUGUCAACUUUUGCCGCACAUUCAAAAAGACCAAGUCGACUGAUAAGCACGAGUUCCAGGACGACUGCCAGAUCUAUCAGCUCGUCCCUUCCGAUCAACGAAACCCCGAGCCCAAGAAACGCUCCUCCCGCAAGCCCCGCAAAACUGACUCUUCUUCUUCGUCGUCUUCUUCUUCGACAUCAACCCCCACCAGACCCAAGAAGAGGAACAGUGUCAUCAGCAGCACCGAUGAGUCAUCGAGGACUGCAAGUACCUCUAGCACUGGUUCCCCGAAGCUGAUCAAAGACAAGGCCUAUUUCAAGGAUCGAGUAAGCAAUGUCCGAAAUGGAGUGAGUGCGUAUCACGCACAAAGAAAGGCCAUGGUACCCAGCACCGCUUAGAGAACUCUUUUUGCGAGGGAUGUCUUCCUCCCUUUCCCUCCCUUCCGCGACAAUCGGUUAAACAAAAGCAACCAAAUAUUCUAUAUUCAUAAAUGUACUUAUUAAGCUCCACAGUUGAACUCG
Messenger RNA from Seminavis robusta, 1294 nucleotides. Lineage: Eukaryota; Bacillariophyta; Bacillariophyceae; Naviculales; Naviculaceae. The record is from the annotation of a GenBank genome assembly.